GUAACACUGCCUUUCCCUUCAACCACGUGCUGCAAUUUGGUGGUAAUGUCCAAAGCGUGCUCAAAUUUUUUGUCGAAAUUCAUGUAACGAAAUGUCGGAAACUUCAGAGGACGAGCAGGCGCAGCUGCAAACCAGCGAUGAAGAAGAGGAGCUAAGUGGUGAGGAGGAGCCAGAAGAUGGAUCGGAACCAGAAGAUAACGAAGAUGAGAAUGAGGUGGCAUCAAGUGGUGAUGAGAACGAACCCAGUGCCUCCGAGGCAGAUGGCGACGCAGCUGAGGAUGAGAAGCUAACGUGGAAGGAUCUCGGUCUUAAUGAGACUUUGUGUCAAGCGUGCGAAGAACUAAAAUGGAAGGCGCCAUCAAAAAUUCAGCGCGAAGCCAUUCCGGUGGCGCUUCAGGGAAAGGAUGUGAUUGGCCUAGCGGAGACAGGUUCCGGCAAAACUGGAGCCUUUGCACUGCCAAUUUUGCACGCCCUUCUCGAGAAUCCCCAGCGAUAUUUCGCUCUAGUGCUAACGCCCACGAGGGAACUGGCCUUCCAAAUCGGCGAGCAGUUUGAGGCACUUGGCAGCAGCAUUGGCAUAAAGUGCUGUGUGGUCGUCGGAGGCAUGGAUAUGGUUGCCCAGGGCCUGCAGCUGGCCAAGAAACCGCACAUCAUUAUUGCCACACCUGGCCGUCUGGUUGAUCAUUUAGAGAAUAUGAAAGGCUUCAACCUAAAAGCCAUUAAGUACCUGGUCAUGGACGAGGCUGAUCGUAUCCUUAACAUGGACUUUGAAGUAGAGCUGGACAAGAUCCUUAAGGUGUUACCACGAGAACGGCGAACUUUCUUGUUCAGUGCUACUAUGACCAAGAAGGUGAAAAAACUGCAGCGCGCAUCGCUCAAGGAUCCGGUUAAGGUUGAGGUGUCUAACAAGUACCAGACGGUUGAACAGCUGCAACAGUCAUAUCUGUUUAUUCCCGUUAAAUACAAAGAUGUUUACCUGGUACAUAUUCUCAACGAACUGGCGGGCAACAGCUUCAUGAUUUUCUGCAGCACCUGUAAUAACACGGUCAAAACAGCCCUGAUGCUUCGGGCCUUGGGAUUGGCUGCUAUUCCCUUGCAUGGCCAAAUGUCGCAGAACAAGCGACUGGCUGCUUUGAACAAAUUCAAGGCGAAGAAUCGUUCGAUUCUCAUAUCCACGGACGUGGCCUCACGCGGAUUAGAUAUCCCCCAUGUGGAUGUUGUGGUAAACUUUGAUAUACCCACGCACAGUAAAGAUUACAUCCACCGUGUGGGAAGAACAGCAAGAGCUGGUCGUUCCGGCAAAGCCAUCACCCUGGUUAGCCAGUAUGAUAUUGAGUUGUACCAGCGCAUUGAGCACCUCUUGGGCAAACAACUACCACUGUACAAGUGCGAAGAAGACGAGGUAAUGGCCCUACAAGAGCGAGUGGCUGAGGCUCAGCGCACCGCCAAGCUGGAGCUGAAAGAUCUGGAGGAUACCAAGGGUGGCAGGGGCCACAAGCGGGGAGGGGACAAUCUCGACGAUUCUGAGCACUUUACGGGCGCCCGCAAACGAAUGAAGCCUAUGGGUGGCGGUGGUGGUGCUAGCAGAGGAGGCGGGGGCGGUGGAAAGAAGGGCUUCGGCAAGAAAAACUGGAGCAAAGGCAAACAGAAGAGAUAGUUCUGAUUUGCAUUAUAGUUAAGUCUCGAUUUUAAUUAGUACUACUUUAAUCUUUAAAAAUAAAAAUAAAACGAUUAUUAAAAAGA
Molecule: messenger RNA, 1743 nt
Organism: Drosophila eugracilis
Lineage: Eukaryota; Metazoa; Arthropoda; Insecta; Diptera; Drosophilidae
Gene: pths
Product: probable ATP-dependent RNA helicase DDX47
Exons: 3
Coding region: 92-1657 (521 amino acids)
Molecular function (GO): nucleic acid binding; RNA helicase activity; ATP binding
Source: RefSeq, a predicted model, not a curated record